Messenger RNA from Clupea harengus (Atlantic herring), 1150 nucleotides. It is a transcript of the gene dennd5a, whose product is annotated as DENN domain-containing protein 5A-like. The transcript is spliced from 2 exons. Gene Ontology annotation, cellular component: trans-Golgi network. Gene Ontology annotation, molecular function: guanyl-nucleotide exchange factor activity; small GTPase binding. Gene Ontology annotation, biological process: retrograde transport, endosome to Golgi. The record is from RefSeq and is a predicted model, not a curated record. NCBI's taxonomy places the organism in Eukaryota, Metazoa, Chordata, Actinopteri, Clupeiformes, Clupeidae. The coding region runs from base 125 to 385 and encodes 86 amino acids.
GUGUGUGUGUGUGUGUGUGUGUGUGUGUUCAGAGAAGGCCCAGGCGUACUUUGAGAGUGUGGAGCAGCAGGGCCAGCAGCAGGAUGAGAACUGGCUGUGCCGCGUACGACUUUUCUGCCGUGUCAUGCGCGCCAUCAGUGUCUCCCCCAGAAACAUUGGCAAAGACGGAAAGUUCCAGAUGCUUGUGUGCCUGGGAGCUCGGGACCACCUGCUCCACCAUUGGAUUGCUCUUCUGGCUGAGUGUCCAAUCACAGCUCAGAUGUAUGAAGACUCUGCCAUGCUGAAGGAUCAUUCUCUGGUCAACUCUCUGAUCCGAGUGCUGCAGACUCUACAGGAGUUCAACAUCACACUGGAGGCGUCACUCGUCAAGGGUGUUGGCCUCUGAGUUAGGCACACACACACACACACACACGCACACACACACACGCACACACACAACAUUCCAAACUCAUACAUAAUGUCACACCUUUGUGGGACCAGAGAACUAUUUCCUACUUUUGUGGAAAGGGACCUGAACCUGAAGCCUGACGGCUUAUUCUGAACCUGAAGUUCGGCUUAUUCUGAAGCUGCCGUCAUGUUUGCCAUAUAUUGAGCGCUAUGAGCCUUCUCAAACGUGUCCAGUUUUUUUAUUCUAAAGCUGUGGCCAUUCUAUUGAAAACAUUUUCUAUGUCACCCAGAAAUUCUCCAGAACUCAACGCAGGUUUCUGCGGUCCACAUGUGCAGAUGUUCCAAAAGGCGAAUAGUUGUUUUGUUUUGUGAACUGCUGAUAUGUUCUGUAUUUAAACGGAGAACCAGGGAGAUGACGAAGAUGGAGAUGACGUGUUAAUAUAUUUUCAGAGAAAAUCAGUAUUAUUUUGAUAUGCCUGUCAGGUUGCUUGCUGUGAGUUCAGUGUCAUUCAGUAAGUCGUCAUAGGAAGCGAAGCUGAUGGGGUAAUAAUGCUUCAGAAAUGAAGUGUGUUUUUAAGGAUACAUCAGAGAUUAAGUGUGCUCUUUAAGGAUACAUAAAAAACGAAGUGUGCUUUUUAAGGCUACAUCAGAGAUUAAGUGUGCUUUUUAAGGAUACAUAAGAAAUGAAGUGUGCUUUUUUCAAGGAUACAUCAGAGACUAAGUGUGCUUCUGUGUGAACAAAAUUAAACUGAUCUCAAAUGCA